Heterocephalus glaber (naked mole-rat) is the source of this 3542-nucleotide messenger RNA. RefSeq names its product acyl-CoA oxidase 2 (gene Acox2). Gene Ontology annotation, biological process: very long-chain fatty acid metabolic process; fatty acid beta-oxidation using acyl-CoA oxidase; lipid homeostasis. Gene Ontology annotation, cellular component: peroxisome. Gene Ontology annotation, molecular function: fatty acid binding; FAD binding; 3alpha,7alpha,12alpha-trihydroxy-5beta-cholestanoyl-CoA 24-hydroxylase activity. The record is from RefSeq and is a predicted model, not a curated record. Lineage: Eukaryota; Metazoa; Chordata; Mammalia; Rodentia; Bathyergidae.
GCUCGCUGGCUCGGAGCAGGCCCGGAGCAGGCCCGGAGCAGGCCCGGCUGGAGCGCCUCUCCUCCCGCAGCAGGGACAUGGGCGGCCGCGCGCACCGAGUGUCGCUGGGGGACGCCUGGAGCCGGCGAGUGCACCCUGACUUAGAAAGCGAGAGGCGAGGGCGAGCCCUGGACGUGGAGCGCCUCACCCACCUCCUGGACGGGGGCGCCCGGAACACUGCGCUGCGGAGGGAAGUCGAAAGCCUCUUCCAAGAUGACCCGGCGUUCAGCCUCAUCAACAAUUAUUUCAUGACGCCGAAUGAGCGAUACGAGGCCGCCAUCCGGAAGAGAGUCCUGCUGCACAGGAUGGCACAGCGCCUGGGCUGGCCGAAGGAUGGGCUCCAGCACCAUUAUGCCUUCAGAGCCAUCUCUGGGGAUGUGACUUUCAAUGUGCACGAUAUUGCCACGAAAGCCAUCAGGAGCCUGGGCUCAGAGGAGCAGAUCGCCAAAUGGGCCCCACUCUCGGAAACGUACCGGAUCAUCGUAACUUUCGCGCAGACGGAACUGGGACACGGGACAUACCUUCAGGGCCUGGAGACUGAAGCCACCUAUGAUGCAGCCACCCAGGAGUUUGUGAUACACAGCCCCACGAUGACUGCCACCAAGUGGUGGCCUGGAGACCUGGGACGGUCGGCCACCCACGCCCUCGUGAUGGCACAGCUGGUCUGCUCAGGAGCCAGGCAGGGCAUACACGGCUUUAUGGUGCCCAUCCGAAGCCUCCGGGACCACAGCCUGCUGCCAGGAAUCGCCGCUGGAAACAUCGGGCCCAACAUGGACCUUGAGAACGCGGACAAUGGCUUCCUGCGCCUGGACCACGUGCGGGUCCCUAGGGAGAACAUGCUGAAUCGCUUUGCACAGGUCUUGCCAGAUGGCACCUACAUCAGAUUCGGGAUAGCGCAGAACAACUACCUGUCCAUGGUGGUGGCACGCGUGGACAUCCUGGUAAACGGGGUCCUGCCCGCCCUGCAGAAGGCCUGUGUCAUCGCCACACGCUACUCCGUCAUCCGCCGCCAGUCCCGGCUCCGGCCCAGUGACCCAGAGACAAAAAUCUUGGACUACCAGACCCAGCAACAGAAACUCUUUCUGCCCCUGGCCAUGAGUUACGCCUUCCAUUUCCAGCUGGCCAGCCUCCGGGAGUUCUUCCAGAAUUCCUACGUCAACAUUCUGAACAAAGACAUCAGCCUCCUGCCCGAGGUUUGUGGGCACGUACAGUGGAAAGACUCUGCUGCUACUACAGAUGUCUUCAGUCGUCUGCUUUUCAGGGACACGGAGGGCGUGCUGCACGCCCUGACCACAGGCACUAAGGCCAUGAUGUCGGACUUCUGCACCCACGGGGCCGAGCUGUGCCGCAGGGCCUGCGGCGGACACGGCUACUCCAAGCUGAGCGCCCUGCCGUCCCUGGUCACCCAGCUGAUGGCCUCUUGCACCUAUGAGGGCGAGAACACGGUGCUCUACCUGCAGCUGGCCAGGUUUCUGGUGAAGAACUACCAGCGAGCUCAGCAGGUUGCAGGCCCUACAUUACAGAAGUCUCUCCCUCAGUCUGUCGCAUAUCUCGCCACGCCUCACCUGACCAAGUGCCCAGCCCAGAGGACAGCUGACUUCCUCUCCCCAGAGCUCUAUACCAUGGCCUGGGCACACAUGGCAACCAGGCUCAUUGAGGACUCGGUGCGUCAUUUGCAGACACUCAGGCAAUCCGGGGCUGACCAGCAUGAGGCCUGGGACCAGACAGGCAUCAUCCUCCUCCAGGCUGCUAAGGCACACUGCUACUAUCUCACCGUGAAGAGUUUUAAGGAAGCUCUGGAGAAACUAGACAACGAGCCAGCCAUUCAGCCGGCGCUCAAGCGCCUCUGUGACCUCUUUGCCUUACACGGCAUCUUGACGGACUCAGGCAACUUUCUUUAUGACGGCUUCCUGUCUGGCCCCCAAGUGGACAUGGUCAGAACAGCCUACCUGGACCUGCUGCUCCUGAUCCGGAAGGAUGCCAUCUUGUUAACGGAUGCGUUUGACUUCACCGAUCAGUGUUUAAAUUCUGCACUCGGCUGUUAUGAUGGAAAUGUCUAUGAACGUUUGUUCCAUUGGGCUCAGAUGUCACCAAACAAUAAAUCUCAGAACCCUGCCUACGAGAAAUACAUCGGACCACUAAUACAAAGUCGAGGAUCAAAACUAUGAGAGAACCAACAUCCGGCCGGGGAUUUAGCUCAGUGGUUUCACCGCAUGCUGCGCAAGUGCAAGGGCCCAAGUUCCAUCCCCGGUACCAAAAAAAAAAACAAAACAGAAAAAACCAACAUCAUUCCAGGACCAAGCAGCACCACAAUGUUAUGUAAACUUAAUAUUUAAAAUUAUGUUACAUAAUUUUAAAUCACCUUUUAGACACUGUCUGAUUAUCUGUGAAACUGUCUGAUUUAGUUCAAAAUGAAGACUAACAGGAAAGGGAGGAGUGAGUCGUUCUUGGAUUUGGUCAGUGGCGAAGUUUGGGGGUGUUUGUUGCACUGCUCCGUGCAGCUCAGCGCAGGGCCACACCCCAGCCCAGUUACCCUCCUUAAAAGGGUCCUCUGUCUUCCAAAAGUGCCUGUCCUGGGCCUGGGAUUUAGCUCAGUGGUGCCACCACCUGUCUCGAAAGUGCAAGGUCCUGAGUUCGAUCCCUGGUACCAAGAACAAAACAAAAGCGCCUGCCUAUACUUGGAAUGAGCUACAUAAAACGUAGAGCCUAAGAAUGCAACUGUGUAUCGAUUUUUUAAAAAAUCAAGUCUUCCACAGUGAAAAGUAAACUUUCCUUGAAAGAGACAUAAUUGUAUCAAAUUACCCAAAUAUAAUCAAGCCACAUUUCUCAUAUCAUUUCCGAUUACUCAGAUAGAUAAAACACAGAAAAUUAAAUGUUGACAAAUAAACUGCAAAGAAAAAAGCCCAGUUGCCUACUUUUCUUAAUUGAAACCCUUUAGUUGUUAAUAAUUAGUAGUAUAUAUGAGGGCCGGGAAUUUAGCUCAGUGGUUCCGCCGCCUGCCUCGCAAGCGCAAGGUCCCAAGUUCAAUCCUUGGUACCAAAAAAAAAAAAAAAAGCUGACAGUAAUUAAUAUAUCUGAGAAUAUUUAUCAAAAACAAACUUAUCUCCAGAAGAUCCACAAGGAGAACUCCUCAGUUUCAUAAACUUUCCUAACUUCCGUAACUUUGGAACAACCAGAAAUAUCCCUAUUUCCACAACUGUUUUCAACUCAAACAAUUUUACUUCAUAUUGCUCUCAAGUCGCUCAGGAACACCUAUCUGGUUGGGGUGCUGUUGUUCUUUUGUUUAGGUAACCAUCCAUCAAUUAGACACAGGAGCCAGUUUCCUCGAUGGUAACCUAAUACUAGUAUGUACACUGAUUUAUUGAAACCAUAGCAACUGGUCAAUAAGAGUAUGGGAUCUUGGUUUGAAGACGGUGAAAAUGGGGUAAUUAUGGAUUUCUGUGUGAAAAUUGUGUCAAAACAAGUAAAUUUUCCGAGACAUAAAUAAAUGUUCUCAUCUUGCA